GGGGAGGCAAGGGAAAGGGAGGAAACAGGGGGACCAGGGGAGGCAGCGGCGGCGUGAAGGAGAGUGACAAGGAGGCGGAAGAGGCGCCGAGGGAGGACGAGGGUGGCGAUGAGGACGAGGUGUUGUUUGAGCGGCUGGUUGCGGCGGUGGGGGUCAACGUGCCGGGGGGCGCAUACGAUCCGGACAAGCUGUCAGAGCGGGAGACCGAGGUUGCCCUGCACCUCGCCCGCCGCUGCGGCUUCCGCUCCGCCCAGGCCGCCCUGCACCACCUGAGGGGCGACUUCGCAGCAGCGCUGGCUUGCCACCUGGGGGCGGGCGGGCGGCAGCAGCAGCAGCAGCUGGGGGCGAGCGAUGGUGCGGAGGCGACUGAAGCAACACCAGCACCAGCGGCGGCAGCCAGGGCGUUCUCCUACGUGCGGGGCUUCCUGGAGGGCGCCAGUGGGGGUGGUGGAGGUGUCAGUGGUGGUGCUGCGAGGGGCGCCAUGUUCGCGGCGCUGCUGGGGGCGGCACCGGCGCUGGUGGCGGCGGAUGCAGCGGCUACUGCGCAGCUGCUGCUGGCGCACUACCCGGGGGAGACCCAGGCGGCCGCCAUGCUGGAGCGGCUGGCGGGCCACCGGCGGCUGCAGUACGACUUCCUGACGGCCGCAGUACGACACAAGCAGGCGCUGCAAGAGGCCAUGUCUUCCUCCUCCGGUGAAGCAGCCGGCGGCAGUAGCAGCAACACUCCCGCAGCCGCUGCUACAACCGCCACAACCGCUCCCGCCGCCGUCGCCGCCGCCGCACUCGGCGCCUGGAUCUCCCAGCCCUCCGUCUGCGAUGCCUACGUACGGCUGCUUUGCGAGUACGACCCCUCUGCCGUACUUCCCUUCCUGCAGCAUCACGAUCACGAGUACGACGUACGGCACUGCAUCCAGCUGUGUCGUACUGCGGGUGUGUUGGAUGCGGAGGCCUACCUGCAUGAGCGGCUGGGGGACUUGGAGACGGCGCUGGAGCUACACCUGGCCGAUGUGGAGAGGCGCAACCGCGAGUUGGAGGCUGCUGUGUGUUCGGGCGCCAUCCCCUGCUGCCAUGUGGCGGGGGCAGGGGCGGGGGCGCCUGAGGGAGUCGCCGCUGCUGCUGCUGCUGCUGCAGGCGAGGGUGCUGAGGAGGGCGGUGCUGCUGCUGAUGGUGACAGCGGCGACGAUGGUGGCGGUGGCAGUGAUGGCAGUGGUGGGUGUGUCUUCCUGGACCACCUGGUGUGGCUGCUGCAGCUGUCGCCUCGACUGGCGCUCAUCAUGCAGGGCUCCCUGGGUCGUGCCGUCACGGAGGCGGCGGAGCGAGCACGCAGCAGCAGCAGCACCACCACCACCCUCAACAAUAACACCGCCGCCAGCACGACCACCACAAACCCCCCCACCACCCCCGCCGAG
Messenger RNA from Astrephomene gubernaculifera, 1409 nucleotides. The record is from the annotation of a GenBank genome assembly. NCBI's taxonomy places the organism in Eukaryota, Viridiplantae, Chlorophyta, Chlorophyceae, Chlamydomonadales, Astrephomenaceae.